ACUUCUCUGGUUACAUGUGUGCAAGCGUUUAAAAAAAACCCACCCCGGCUGGCUUGCUCAGCAGAUUAUAAAAGAGUGAUUUACAAAAUGCGGCUUUCUUCCAGCGCGGCCCGUGCCGUUGUAUUUAUCUGACUGAAGGUCUCAGCUGAUCCCUUCUUAUCUUGUGCAGCCAAGAGGUUUGCAGCAGCAGCAGCAGCCACGGCCAGUACAAUACUUAAGAAGGUUCCUAAAAGGAUGGCAUCCCUCCUGGAGAUGAAGGAGAUCUUCCGCAGCGCCGACGCGGUGUGCUUCGACGUGGACAGCACAGUCAUCAGGGAAGAGGGCAUCGACGAGCUCGCCAAGUUCUGUGGGGUGGGAGACGCCGUCGCAGAGAUGACCCGCAGAGCUAUGGGUGGCAGUGUGACAUUCAAAGCAGCUCUAACAGCACGACUCGGUCUCAUACGUCCUUCCUAUGAGCAAGUGCAGAAAUUAAUAUCUGACAACCCACCUCAGCUAACUCCAGGAAUAAGGGAGCUGGUGAGCAGGCUUCAUCAGCGAGGGGUCCAGGUCUUCCUGGUCUCUGGGGGGUUUCAGAGCAUUGUGGAGCAUGUGGCCUUGCAGCUGAAUAUUCCAACAGCAAACGUCUUUGCCAACAGGCUGAAGUUUUACUUUAAUGGAGAAUAUGCAGGAUUUGAUGAAACACAACCAACAUCUGAAUCAGGGGGGAAAGGAAAGGUUAUUACCCAUCUGAAGGAACAGUUUCACUUUAAGAAAGUAGUUAUGAUUGGAGAUGGAGCUACAGACAUGGAAGCCUGUCCCCCUGCUGACUGCUUCAUUGGAUUUGGAGGCAAUGUAAUCAGAAAGCAAGUAAAGGAGAAAGCCAAAUGGUACAUUACUCACUUUGACGAAUUGCUAAAGGAACUGGAGGAGCGAUAAAUUAUACAGUAAAAUAAUAUAUUUAACAACUGUAAAUCCAUUAUACAAUGCAAUUAAAAACUAUAUUUGUUUGCAAA
Messenger RNA from Merops nubicus (carmine bee-eater), 992 nucleotides. It is a transcript of the gene PSPH, whose product is annotated as phosphoserine phosphatase. The coding region runs from base 235 to 915 and encodes 226 amino acids. The transcript has 6 exons. The record is from RefSeq and is a predicted model, not a curated record. Gene Ontology annotation, biological process: L-serine biosynthetic process; dephosphorylation. Lineage: Eukaryota; Metazoa; Chordata; Aves; Coraciiformes; Meropidae. Gene Ontology annotation, cellular component: cytoplasm. Gene Ontology annotation, molecular function: magnesium ion binding; L-phosphoserine phosphatase activity.